Messenger RNA from Physella acuta, 2452 nucleotides. RefSeq lists its product as uncharacterized. NCBI's taxonomy places the organism in Eukaryota, Metazoa, Mollusca, Gastropoda, Physidae. Gene Ontology annotation, cellular component: plasma membrane. Gene Ontology annotation, molecular function: oxidoreductase activity; copper ion binding. The record is from RefSeq and is a predicted model, not a curated record. Gene Ontology annotation, biological process: iron ion transport.
GCAGCACGUAAAACACGGGCCUAUUGCUGCUACAUGUCGACACAUGUCCCUUAUCACCGGCAUACACAACGCUACAGUGUUUUUAAACACAAAACAAUGGUAGAUCGGAAAUCUAAACGAACGAUGGUACACGGACAAUGUGUUAUGUAAUAGCGGGGAGAAAAUAGAAAACGGCGCACUAACAAUUAGGUCGACGUGAGUUGGAACGCUGCCUCUAUGCCAUGUAUCUUCUCCUGGUGAUCCUGCUGUGUGUGCCGUGGCUGGUGUCUGUAGGACAGGUGUCUGGCAUGCAAGAGGUCUGGUGCCCGUCUGAUGACCACGAGUGUAGCUUCGAUCUGGUCGUCGACUACGGCUUGACCUUGAUGUGGAGGUCAAAGCUGGCCAAGGUCAUCGAUGGACAUCUCUACCUGUUCGACGUCACGAAUACGUCACAAGAAACGGAGAUUCCCCUUGAUGACGUCAUCACGGCUGAUGGCUACGACGAGCCGCGGUUUGUGAUGACGUUUAACGGGACCAUACCAGGCCCCGCCCUGCACGUGACCAGUGGUCAGGUGGUCAGGCUCAGGGUACACAACAACAUGAUGCACGAGACGACGUCCGUCCACAUACACGGCCAAUACCAACGAGGGACACCGUUUAGUGACGGGGUGCCUUACGUCACACAGUGUCCUAUCUUACCUGGACAAAUCUUCGAGCAGGUGUUCGUAGCCGACCCCCAGGGGUCAUUCUUCUACCACUCCCACAGCGGUCCCCAGAUGACCAACGGACUGUACGGAGCCUUCAUCGUCCAUCCCAGGGUGAGUCAGGGGUCUGCGACCAGUGCCACCCAGCUGCCGGCCGUGGAGAUGGACGAACACAUCCUGAUGGUCCAGGACUGGAAUCAUGACUGGGAUUCGAACCUCAUGACAGCCAAGAUGAGGUUCGGCAUAUUUUCGGGCGGGCAGAAAUACAAGAGUACAAUGACUCACGCUGGGGUCAGAUACAGUGGUUUCCCCUUUCACUCCGGCCUCAUUAACGGCAGAGGGCGUUUUUACAGCGUUGAUGGUAACCAUAACAACGCUCCUUUGUCAGCUUUUAAUGUAACAUCAGGGAAAAAAUACAGGUUUAGACUGUUUAACCCAAGCGACAUCUACCCGUUCCGCGUGUCUGUAGACUCCCAUCGUCUGCUCGUGACGUCAACAGACGGCAAUGACGUCAUCCCGGUCUCGGUCCAGUCCAUCAUCAUCCACCCAGGAGAAAGAUUUGACGUCAUCAUAGAGGCUUCCCAGCCCGUGAGCAACUACUGGAUUAGGGGGGUCACACUGGAGAUCAACGUAAACCACACAGCUGAAGCUAUACUUCACUACCAGGGGGCGCCAGAAGGAUUCGAACCCACGACCACGGACUGGGCCUGCUCCCCGGACGAGCCGUGUCGGGUGUUAAACUGUCCCUUCAUGUUCUACCCCUCUGGUGCUCACACGAUGUGUCUCAACGUCGACAAGAUGCAGGCUGCGGAGGCUAGACUUUUACAGCCUGAAAAAGACCGGGGUGUCGUUGAAUUUUUCCUCAACUUUGGCUUUCCUGGGCACCACGAGACUCCGUCCUCGGUCAACGGGAGGGCCUUCGUCAGUCAGGUGGUGAACCCUUUGGCCAAGAGCAACCACCCCCUGAAGACCUGCGACAGAGAGGAUUGUGGGAACAACAAGGUCUGCCACUGCCCCUAUCACGUGACCUACUCUCAGGGUGACCUGGUGCAGCUGGUGCUGCUCAACAUGGGCCAGGGCAGCGGCUGGGACCAUCCGGUGCACAUGCACGGGCACUCGUUUCAGGUAGUCAAGAUGGGCUACCCAACCUACAACAGCAGCACCGGACAAUUUGUUGCGGAGAAUCCGGACAUUGACUGCGGCCCCGGCACACAAGGCAUGCCAAGCUUCUGCAACUCUGCCAGGUGGGCCAACACAUCCUGGGAAUCGGGCGCUGUCCCGGGGGUGGAGCUGGAGCGGGCCCCGAUAAAGGACACGGUCGUGGUGCCCUCUGGAGGAUAUGUCGUCAUCAGGUUCAAGGCCGAUAAUCCGGGAUUAUGGUUAAUCCACUGCCACCUUGAGCUCCACAUGACCGACGGCAUGGUGGCGCUGUUGAACGAGUCCUACAGCCAGUGGCCGAGUCCACCGGAAAACUUCCCGACCUGCGGUCAUUACUUUGGUACGAAUGUGCUGCCCAAACCACAACAUCAUUUGUCCAAUACUUUGAUACCACAAGUAGCCGAAUGAUAAAUCUACAAAAAUAUGGACCAAGAUGACGUCACUUCACGCUAUUAGGUCAAGGGUGACGUCAUGUAAAAAAACUCGAACAAACAUGACGUCACUGUGUACAGAAAUACGAGUUAAUGCUAUAAAGACGUCAUGCUACUUCUGUGAUAUUUAUAGAUUUGGUUGUCUAUAAUGUAAUAAAUGUUAUUGUAUGAAUAUUUUAA